ACUAAGCACCAUGGAUCAGGUUAUGCAGUUUGUUGAGCCCGGCCGGCAGUUCGUGAAAGACUCCAUCAGGCUCGUUAAGAGGUGCACAAAACCCGACAGAAAAGAAUUUCAGAAGAUUGCAAUGGCCACAGCGAUUGGGUUUGCCAUCAUGGGAUUCAUUGGUUUCUUUGUCAAGCUCAUUCACAUCCCCAUCAACAACAUCAUUGUUGGCGGUUAGGUCCUGAUCACUCAGACUUCAUCUUGUGGGGACAGGAGAUGGCGGUGCAGUGUUAACAGCUGGUGUGAUUGGGGGGGAGGGGGGGAUUGUCGGGAUGGCAUUUUUACAUUCUGUGCUCAACAUUUAUAUGUCACUGUGUAAAUAAAAAUAAUUGGAAAUCUGA
This is a messenger RNA of Haplochromis burtoni (Burton's mouthbrooder), 380 nucleotides long. It is a transcript of the gene sec61g, whose product is annotated as SEC61 translocon subunit gamma. The transcript is spliced from 3 exons. Gene Ontology annotation, molecular function: transmembrane protein transporter activity. Gene Ontology annotation, biological process: protein targeting; post-translational protein targeting to membrane, translocation. The coding region runs from base 11 to 217 and encodes 68 amino acids. The record is from RefSeq and is a predicted model, not a curated record. NCBI's taxonomy places the organism in Eukaryota, Metazoa, Chordata, Actinopteri, Cichliformes, Cichlidae. Gene Ontology annotation, cellular component: Ssh1 translocon complex; membrane.